CAACCCUGACCUCUCGCUCUUUCCCCCAGCUGGUGAUGCUGCUACGUAGCACAUGGCAGGCGCGCAUGUACCAUGGACUAACCUCUCCCCGUGUUAGGUGGUACCUCCCCCUGCCGUCCAUGAGGGGUCGUCUACCUCGUAUUAGCCUGCUCGUUCGACGCCUUCACCUUAACAUCGCAACUUAUACGCCCUUUUUUUCUUCCGCCGUCCACCUCCCUCUCCUCUCCUCUCCCCGUCCGCAAUCCACCGCCGUAACUGACUGGUCAUUUUGUGCUGUCCCCCCCCCCGUCCCCUGGGUAAGUAACCCUGACGGAAGCGAACGGCCGCCUCGCGCUCGUCUGCAUCGGGAAUAACCAAGUGCCUCCCGUCUCACACUCAACACGUCCAUCCCCUAGACCGCCUUCUAGUCUCGAGCAUCGAACGCUGGUUCCGCUGCCGUUGCCUACCAUGGACCGAGAUCUGAUCCUAUCUGCUUCCAAGAAGCACGACAUCGUCCCCGGUAAGGUCUACAAGUAUGGCACCGCCGGCUUCCGCAUGAGUGCGGACCUGCUGGACGGCGUCACCUUCCGAGUCGGUCUGCUGUCAGCUCUCCGGAGCCGCAAGCUCAAUGGCCAGGCGAUCGGCGUCAUGAUCACCGCCAGCCACAACCCCGCUGUCGACAACGGCGUCAAGAUCGUGGAUCCCAUGGGGGACAUGCUGGAGCAGGAGUGGGAGGCGCACGCCACGAACCUCGUCAAUGCCCCGAGCCACGACGAGCUCGUCGACUACUUCCACAAGCUGGCCGAGACGCUCAAGAUCGAUCUGUCGGCCCCCGGUAAGGUCAUUGCCGGCCGAGACACCCGUCCCUCGGGCAAGACGCUCGUCACCGCCCUGAGCGACGCAUUGGCCGCUACGAAUACCACGUAUGUCGACUACAAGAUCCUCACCACCCCCCAGCUUCACUACUUGACUCGCUGCGUCAACACCGAGGGAACCCCUGGCGCGUACGGGGAGGUCAGCGAGACCGGAUACUACAAUAAGCUCAUCCAGGCUUUCUAUCGUGCCUUGCGCGGACGUACCAUCUCCGGGAAGCUCUCGGUCGACUGCGCCAACGGCGUCGGUGGUCCCAAGCUCAACGAGCUUCUGAAGCACCACGACCCCUCCAAGACCGGCCUGGAAGUCAAGGUUUACAACGACGAUGUCCUGCGUCCCGAAGUCCUGAACUUGGACUGUGGCGCGGAUUUCGUCAAGACUAGACAGCGAGCACCCGUUAGCGUAAAGCCUGCUCCCGGCGAGCGGUGGUGCUCUCUGGACGGCGAUGCCGACCGCUUGAUCUACUACUGGGUCGACCCAGAGACCGGGUUCUUCAUGUUGGAUGGCGAUCGUAUCGCCACCCUAGCUGCUUCGUUUAUCGCAGACCUCAUCCGCACCGCCGACUUGCAGGAUAACGUCCGUAUCGGCGUUGUCCAGACCGCCUACGCCAACGGAUCGAGCACCAAGUACGUUGAGCAGCACCUGCAAAUCCCCGUCGUUUUCACGCCCACUGGUGUCAAGCACCUCCACCAUGCUGCUUGUUCGUACGAUAUCGGCGUGUAUUUCGAGGCCAACGGUCACGGCACCGUGUUGUUUUCUCAGAACACCUGGGCGGAAGUCAAGAGGAAGGAGCCUCAGUCUCCAGCACAGAAGGACGCCCUCGAGACGCUCAGCGCCCUAGGCGACCUGAUCAACCAGACGGUUGGGGACGCCAUAUCGGACAUGCUCAUGGUGGAGGUCAUCCUCGCCCACAAGGGGUGGUCCCUGAGAGACUGGGCCAUGACCUAUCAAGACCUACCUAACCGGCUCGUCCGCGUCGAAGUCGGCAACAAGGACCUGUUCCAGACCACCGACGCCGAGCGAAAACUCAGCCAGCCGGAGCACUGCCAGGACGACAUCGACAAGGUGGUGAAGAAGUACACCAACGCACGAUCGUUUGCCAGGGCUAGCGGGACGGAAAACGCCUGCAGAGUGUACGCGGAGGCGGCCACGAGGUCCGAGGCUGACGAGCUCGCAAACAAGGUAGCCGCCAUCGUUAAGGCGUAUGGCGGCUGAAGAGACACCUACGCGGAUGAAUCUCCUUCCCAAAAAAGCAUGUCAGUAGGGGGUCCGGACCGCCUUUAGGAGAGGUGAUUUUUUGGUUGGAUAUGUAGUUGCUAGAACACUCGGACGGCUCAAGUAGCUAGGAACCCCGUACCAGACGGGGACAUGGAGGUUGCGAGGGAAAGGAGGGAAAUCCAAAAAUUCGGUGUGCACGUCGACAUGGGGCGGGGGGCGAGGAACCUCUGCUGCGUAUACUCUGCCUCUCGAUGUAUCUCUACCUAGACGAUGCCGAGACAGAGAUAUUGGGAGGGGGGGUAAAAUACAGCUACUUAGUCGAACUAGUGAGAAACAACUACAACAACAAUAACAAAAAAAGACUUGGUCCCGUU
Durotheca rogersii is the source of this 2444-nucleotide messenger RNA. Its product is annotated as Phosphoacetylglucosamine mutase. Lineage: Eukaryota; Fungi; Ascomycota; Sordariomycetes; Xylariales; Xylariaceae. Gene Ontology annotation, molecular function: magnesium ion binding; phosphoacetylglucosamine mutase activity. Gene Ontology annotation, biological process: UDP-N-acetylglucosamine biosynthetic process; carbohydrate metabolic process. The coding region runs from base 448 to 2067 and encodes 539 amino acids. The record is from RefSeq and is a predicted model, not a curated record. The transcript has a single exon.